Hyposmocoma kahamanoa is the source of this 3245-nucleotide messenger RNA. RefSeq names its product UDP-glucose 4-epimerase-like (gene Gale). Lineage: Eukaryota; Metazoa; Arthropoda; Insecta; Lepidoptera; Cosmopterigidae. Gene Ontology annotation, biological process: beta-D-galactose catabolic process via UDP-galactose, Leloir pathway. Gene Ontology annotation, molecular function: UDP-glucose 4-epimerase activity. Gene Ontology annotation, cellular component: cytosol. The transcript has 7 exons. The record is from RefSeq and is a predicted model, not a curated record. The coding region runs from base 422 to 1237 and encodes 271 amino acids.
AUAAUAUUAAACUACCGUACAUAGUUAUUUUUACUUGACAUUGGCAAAAUCAUUGAUUAUUUCGAUGGAGCCAUAACAUUUAACAGAAGCAGAGAAACCUCGGUCGUUUUCAACCGUAGAGAGAGAAAUCUAUGUUUACUUACAACCUUUCCAUCCCUAAGUUUUCAACGCAACAAAAUGUAUAGAAAAUGAAAAAAUUGCAUUAAUUUUAGGUUCUUUUACAAGUCUCACAAUAAAAAUGUUCGUUUUGUAUAGCUUGAGAAGACUUAAACUUAAUUAGAAAACUAACUUUAUUUUUAAUAGGUACUUAAUUUUUUUGGCUGACGAGAUGAAAGAAACGCGUAAAAACUGACGAGUAAACAAAUAUGAAACAAUUCGAGCUGCUCAUGAGUACGAUUGGUCUCACAUGAUUUACUAAAUAAUGAAACCCGAAGCAUUUAGAACCGAAAUGACUUCUGCUAUUCUGGUGACGGGUGGUGCGGGCUACGUGGGUUCACACACGGUGAUAUCUCUCCUAGAGCGAUCAAGCAACCCAUUUGAUAUCGUCGUUGUUGAUAACCUUACCAAUGCCUACAAGGAAAAAGGCGCGAAGAAGCCAGAAUCGUUGAGGAUUAUAGAAGAAUUGACAGACAGAAAGAUACAUUUUUACGAUGCGGACAUCCGGGACGCCCGGGCACUUGGCCAGAUUUUUGAAAAUCACAAUAUCGAAAGCGUGAUUCACUUCGCGGCUCUAAAAGCUGUCGGCGAAUCCGUGCAGAAACCUUUGGAAUACUACCAAGUUAAUAUUUCUGGGACUUGCACGCUGUUUGAGGUUAUGCGAAAAUAUGGAGUGUAUAAACUGGUCUACAGCUCGUCGUGUACCGUGUAUGGCGAGCCUGACAGACUGCCGUUAGAUGAGAAUCACCCUACGGGACGCGGUAUGACCAGUCCUUAUGGGAAGUCCAAAUACUUCUGUGAAGAAAUUAUGAAGGAUCUGUGCACUAGUGACAAGUUUACAACUCUAGGUACAGGUACGGGCUACUCAGUCCUCCAAAUGGUGGCAGCAUUCGAAGCGGCCAGCGGUCGCAAAAUUCCAUAUAAAAUUGUGCCUCGACGCGAAGGAGACAUAGCUGCCAAUUAUGCUGACGUCUCGCUCUCGCACAAGCUUUUGGGUUGGCGUGCAACAAGGACACUUGAAGAUAUGUGCGCUGAUACUUGGAGGUGGCAGAGUAAUAAUCCCAACGGAUUUAAGAAGUGAGGUUUUUUGGGAUUAUUAGUCUAUUCAAGUUAGCGACUUGGUAUAGGAUCUUCUCUUUCGCACUUCUUCAUAAAAUAUCGAGGACAUAAGAUGGAGGCACAAGGUCAAGUGAGCGUUAAAAUAGUAAGGGCUCGUGCAUGAAGGUGUUUAAUAAAUAAAACAAAAAUACUUUAUUUAUAAAUUACUAUAAUUUUUUUUAACAAUCUCACUUUUUACGUCCGUCUUUGUCUUAAAUCGAGUCACAGAAUAAGAAGGUAUCAGUCCAUUAAGACAGCCAAAGUCGCAGGUAAAGAGUCGCAGAUAGGUAGCAAACAGAAAACACACAGAUGUGUAAACCGACUAAUUUGCCUGCCAUUAUGAAUGCGGCUUUUGUGACUUAUCUCUAACCAAUCACAUGCGCCUGUGUUUUCUCAGUGCUAGGUCGCUAACUUGAAUAGACUAUAGGACCAAUAUGGAUUGUGUUCAGUUCAGGUUUAUUGAACAAUACAAUUAUGAUAUGGGUCAUUUUGGGGUAACGAUGGAUCAAAGAGGACUAAAAAAAACGUAAAGCGAAGAUUUGACUAUAAGAUUCAAUUAUUAUUCAAAGUGUAGGCUUUGAGUCACUUUUCAUAAUCCCGGCGUAAAGUAGUUACCAUUAGAAAAAAAUCGGAGAUUUUGGUGCCAGUCUUGAUAUUUGAUAUUCUUGCUGUCAUUAAAAUAAACUGCUGCUUCAAAGUUACCGACAAAUCAGAAGUGGAUUAAAAAGAAAUCCUAAGUUCUAUUUGUACUGUCAGGAGUGGUUAUGGUGUUCUACAUAUCGCUUCGGGGGCAGUAAUGUCUGGCUCUUGGAAGAAGAAAUUCUUAUAAAAACCUCAUUUGAUUCAACAUAAACCGAAAUGAUCCAAUUCGCAAUCGAUCACGAUCCAUAAUGAACCAAUCAUCAUAUUACAGAUUUGAUCAUUGAUCUUUUUUAUAGAGAAUUAAGUAGAUUUUGGCGGGAGAUAGUAAAUAAUGUAAAAUAAUUUGGUGCCAUUGCUACAGCUCGAUGUAUCUUAUUACCAAAUAUUAACCAAAAAGAAAAAAUACAACUUUGUUCCUAUUAAGUUGCCAUCUUAUAGUGAUAUAUUAUUUUAAUCUUGUCAAAUAUUUAGAAAUAGCAAAUCAUUUAUUUAUUGAUAUUUUUCUACGUUUUUACGUUUAUUUUAACGUAAACUAUAUUAUUAUUACACCAAUAGAACGGUAUGUACAGAAAACACGUAUCUAGUAAUUUUCCAAAAAUUAAAGUAGGUAUUAACGUAAUCUAAAUUCGGCAUUCCGUUUUUUUUUCAAAAACAGUUGAUAUUGCUAGUAAAUGCAAAGCUGCGGAAUAAUAGAACUAGCCACCGACCAAUAUAGUAGUGUAUAAAACGACUAAGUUAUUAAAACUAGUUGAGUGAUCUACAUUUUUUUUGUGAAUAUCUAGAGAAUAUAGGAAAUGAAGCUAUUUCGGAUCUAGAUCACAUAUUUUUGUUUUGGUUUUUCCGUGGUCACGUUUAGCAAAAUAAAUUUGACCACGGAGCUCACGUUUAAAAAUUGGUUAUGCUUAAAAAAAAAGUAUACGCGAUUUGGAUACAAAAAUAAAAUAGUUUCAUUUCCAUCGUGUGGCAAUCGUAAAAACCGAAAAACUCGAUACAAGAGAAUAGUUUCAAAAACAAAGACGCAAAUAACUAAUAACUUACCUUGCGCAUGAAAGAAAGCAAUAAAAUUCUGCAUAACGCGGUCAUACUUGUAUUCUCCUUCCCUUUUUGUGGCGGUGUCCUGUUUUGACAGUACUAUGAUAAAUUAACAAAAAAAAGUUGACGUGAUGAUUUUUUUUUACAGUUGAAUAACAGUUUUUAACUACAUGGUUCGGUACUGUACCAAUAGAUGGCGCAUCUAAAUUUUUUUUUUUUUUUUUAUAAACGCACACACUCAACUUAGCCCCGCACUAGGGAAACCCUGUGCCGCGGGUGCCAUGGACACAUACAUAGACAACCACAAAUUACACCCA